Myxozyma melibiosi is the source of this 3081-nucleotide messenger RNA. RefSeq lists its product as uncharacterized. The coding region runs from base 1 to 3081 and encodes 1026 amino acids. The transcript has 6 exons. NCBI's taxonomy places the organism in Eukaryota, Fungi, Ascomycota, Lipomycetes, Lipomycetales, Lipomycetaceae. The record is from RefSeq and is a predicted model, not a curated record.
AUGAGAUUCAGAUUCAAGCUUACCCCCACCAACUUCAACCUUUCCUUCUCCACCGAUCCCCAGGACGUCGCUGGCUCUGUGUAUUUCAACGUUCUGCAAACUCCUCAACGCCUGGAGUUUCAGUUCAUGCACGACAGCAACGUCUCCUUCCCCUCCUCUACAGUCCCCAACGCUGAAGUUGACUCGGACUACUACGACAGCACCUACGCCGACCACGACUUUCCUACGUCAUCUUUCGAGGUACUUACCGACGACAGUAUCUCCGAGGAAACCACCGGUCAACCUGACGCGUCCGAGCCCACUAUCAGCAACGAAUACCGUGCUAGCUACGGCAGCACCUACGUCGGCCAUUCCGACAAUCUUGAGACGAUCGACUCUACUCGGCCGAUUACUCAAGCCGAAGCCGAGCCUCAUAAUGCGACUGGCUCUGACGAUCUCAGCUCCCCAUCGGAGCAGUCUGCCAACGAGAACGACGACCCUGCAGAGCUUGAGCCCGCGACGCUCGCUACUGCCACGCCGCCCUCCGCUGAUUUUCCCGUCAGACAGCCGUCCCCUGAGAACGGCAGCCGUGCUCUUACAGCUCGCAAGAUCAUCCUGGCAAUGAUCGGUCACCAUUCAUUGACUCGCGACGCGUGCCUCGGAAACGGCACGCAAGCUCUCACUCCUGGGCAGGCGGCCGGUCGUCGUAUCCUGGAUCUGAUUCAGCCUCCCAGACUCACCCCCGGACAAGCAGCCGGUCGUCUCAUUCUCGAUUUGAUCAAGCCCAAAUCGAGCAUCGAUCACGGAACUCUAGACGUCGUCAAGAACCGUGGUAACGGCGUAUAUUCGGAUCCAGCCAUCGUGUCAUUUCUUCGCGGCCCCGAAACAGAGUCUGAGCAGCCAGCGCGCAGCUCCUCUGCUUUGACGCAAGAGAACGAUACAUCCUCUGAGAUACUCAUCCAGAAACAUAGAUCCGUCCGUGCUCCUAAUCGUCCAUCUGCUCCCCUCAAGUCUUCUGAGCGCAAGAAGAAGAACUAUGGCGAGAUCAAGAGCAGCAUUGCCGCGACUACGACGAAGGAAGACUCUACAGCUCAGCCAGAGUUUGAUUUGCUCUCUCAACUCCCGAUCGAUCCCGUCCAGUUGCUCGUCCAGAAGUUCGAAGCAUUGCAAGCUACGGUCCCCGAUCCUAAAUUUCUCCACUCCAAGUUCUACCGUUCUCGUGCCUCUAGCAGAUCGAACGUGGCGGACGGCCCUUCCCAAAAGGCUAGCGAGCCUAUUGUGCCCGAGAAGGCCGAUGAGCCGGAACCAAUCGUCGAUGGACCAUCUGAAGCCAUCCAGGAGGAUCACCUUGCUGGCUCUGCAACGGUCUCGACCGGUAUGCAGCUGGUAUUGCGACAUGAAGCCUACCACUUGGACAGCCCUGCGCCUGUAUUCCGUCGAAUGGUACUUCCUGAUUGGGUCCUCCUUGUUCUCCAGUCUCCGUUCAGGCCGUCCAUCAGCCGCGAGCUUGCCCUAUCUGUUCGAGGUCCUCUUGAUCUGCUGGCGCCGCCAGAGUUGUCUGCCCUCGUGCUUUAUCGCUCUUCGUCAAGACAGGCUCCGCUCGCGCUUCUUCCGGCACCCGAACCGGUAUCUGACCGCCAGCUUGUGCUCUACAGACAGAGCACCUUCGAAGCCGUUUUCCUGUCUUCGCCAGAGCCGGUCCGAGACCGCGGUUUUGUGCUCUACCGAGCACUGACGGUGAAGCAAGGCUUGCUUUCCCUGCCCGCACCAGUUCAUCUCUCCUUGCGAUUCCGGAUCGCUAACAGAGCAUCCGCUCUUAUUAUGCACGCGCGAUAUGCGUGCUGCGAGAUCAUCGCUUUCGGAUUUGUUUACUCCGUUGCCGCCCUGGCUUUUUUGGCGCACUUGGCACCCACCGUUCUACGAUAUACGGGUCAGACAGUCUCAUUUGCUUGGGGGAUUAUUCUCGCUAUAUUCAUCUCAUUCCAAGGAGAGUUUCGCUAUCAGCUUGAAUUAAGAAAGCAGAAAAAACAGGCCGCGCUUGACUGUAGAUCCCUUGUGAUCUACCGGCCUCCCCCCGCUUCCUUUUCCUCUAUCGUUAUCUCGUAUGUCACUGCGCUGGGCAGUCUUUGCGUACGUGGAGGAAGAGUUUCCAAAGCCGUCGCUAUUUCCAUGGUUUCCAGUCUUUCCGGUUUUGUGGAUCUCAGCUUCAAAGCUGUUCUUGUGGUGAUCAUUAUUCUGCUGGCAGGACUCGCACGCGGUCUCCAGAGAUCCUUCCAGCUCGUCCGCAUUGCGACUACCGCGGUGCACACUUUCAUCGUCACCAACGGGUCUACCCUUUAUACUCUUUGGCGGUUUGUUUGGUUGGUUUAUUAUUUGACUGUGAAGUACCGGUUCAACAUGGGAGAUAGGCAGCUCUCUGAACUUUUGGUGCUUUUGCAGGCUAAUUGGCGUGUGUUUGGGCAGUUUUUUGUUAUUAUGGUUUCUUUUUUCCUUUUUUCUUCUAUUCCAUAUUUUUAUGAUGAUUCUCAGCAGAGAGAGCAGAGUCUGCAGACCGUGCAGGGUAUUUUUUCAGACGAGACGUUUGAAACGCACGACAGAGAGCUAGAGCAAGAGAAGUCUAUCGCCGCGGCCGCACCCACGACCGGUGGUGCGAGCCAUAUCGAUGCGCGACCUUCACUUACGCUGACUACAGAGCUUGCUAUCUCGAGUAUGAAGGACAGUAGCCCGGCUACUGAGUCUUCUUCUUUGGAGCUAUCGCCCUUCUCUAGCCCGUCUCUCCCAGCCUCAUCGCCAGCCUCUUCGGUGCCUUCGCCUGACACAGUCCUGGAGAAGCCCGAGCCCUUCUCUCAAUACGGCACGGAGGAGGUUGUGUCCCACGACGAUGAAGUGGAUUAUGAGAUGGACUACUCCCCUGCGAUCCCCGAUGAGAUCGAAUAUAGGGGGGAGGGCGAUAGCUCGAUUCAUACGAACUGUCCCUCCGACUGGUACUUUCCCGAUUACGAGCAAGUCCUUGACGGAGCCGAUGGUUCGCACUAUCAGAUUUCUGACAUGGAGCCGUGCUUGUCUAUCUUUUUGGUUGACGAGUCUACCAUUCCGUGGUAA